CAGAGCACAAUCUCCUCUCGCUGUCAGCACACAGGCUAGAGACUUGUGUGUUCAAGUGCGUCUGUGCAUAGCCUAUAUAUAUAUAUACAUAUAUACUAUUUUUGACGGGUUUUCUUGAACUAGCCCAAACAUGCUCGUUUGUUCAAUAUGCAUAAAGCGGACCAUGAGGAACGGAACUGCACUGCCAUGAAAGUUUGAUCUGGUGUAAAUCCUCCCGUGCAAAUGAGGACACUUCACGAGCAGCAUUUCUGGACGAUGGCCGUGUUUAAACAGGAACGACAUCAAGGACUUUGUUUGUAACUCGUGCAGAUACAGAGAAGUGAUCCGCUGUUGAACACAAGGAAGUGGAUGCGCUUAUGCGAAUUCUGUUUUUGGAAGGAUUUAAUGCAGACAUUAAUGCAGUGCGCGCGCGCGUGUGAUGUGCGGGACGAACAGGAACUCAUCCGUGCCCCUCAUCAGCCCAGUCUUGACCUUCUAGAUUCCCAACAGUGAGGCACAAGCACUUUAUUUCUGAGCCACAUUAACCCACACAGCUGGUGUCUUCAGCACCUCAGUGGACUCAUGGGUACCAUACUGUCCCUCUCCCCGGGUCCUCGAAAACCCGGUUAUUAUGACAACCGGCCCGGUUCUCUAAGCCAUUACCCGAGCCUGAGCAGCCGCUCGCUGAACACUCAAAAAGACACCAACCACAAACGUGGCCACUCCAUCUUCCUCCCCGCUCUCACCUGGAAACGCCUGGUGGCCUCCACCAAGAAGCGGGGCGAGUCCAAAAAAGCCUAUCCUGGAGGUCAAGGGGCCGGCGGGGCUCCUCUCAACAACAAUAACAUCUACCAGAAGGAUCCAGUCUUGCACCUCAACCGUGAAAAUGUGAAGAAGUCUCUCUCCUGCGCCAACCUCACUAGCUAUGAUGGUCCAGCGGGUCUGGGCCUAGGUGUAGGGCUGGGUGUGGGAUACGGCAAACCGCAGCAGAUUUCCUCUGUUAAGAAGAUCGCGCCCACGUGCACCUCCUCACCCAAGCGUGUGAUCGUCCAGGCCUCGACCAGCGAGCUGCUCCGCUGCCUGGGUGAGUUUCUGUGUGGCCGCUGCUAUCGACUCAAGCACCUUUCCCCGGCCGAUCCGGUCUUGUGGCUCCGCGCUGUGGACCGCUCACUCUUGCUCCAGGGCUGGCAGGACCAGGCCUUCGUGACGCCGGCCAAUGUGGUGUUUGUGUACAUGCUGUGUCGCGACGUGGUGGAUGGCGACGUGGUGUCUUCAGAGCAUGAGCUCCAAGCAAUUCUCCUUACCUGCCUGUACCUGUCGUACUCCUACAUGGGGAACGAGAUCUCGUACCCGCUCAAGCCCUUCCUGGUGGAGGCGGCUAAAGAGGCAUUCUGGGACCGUUGCCUGGCCAUUAUCGACAUCACCAGUGCCAAGAUGCUGCGCAUCAACGCAGACCCGCAUUUCUUCACGCAGGUCUUCGCUGAUCUGAAGAGCGAAGGAGGCUGCGCUUUGCAGGACUACGCUAGAGUUCUGGAUCAGUGAAAUGAGGACGAGGCGGAUUGUCUCUGUAAAUGUGACGCUGUCAACAUCUAGCACAUUCAUUCCAUGAUUCUGGCCCCCCACAUGCCUUGUCACUUAACAUUAUGAGUCUUGUUUCGACUGACCAUUCUUCAAGAAACAGAAGAAACAUAUUCCUGGUGAAAAGACCUGCACAGACCUGUGAGGAUAUCCAGGUGUAUGUUGGUUUGGUGCUGGUCUAACUGUUGAACUACACAGUCUUUUUGGUGGUUAGUUAAGAAUCAUGCUGAUGAGCAUCUGUGAUGCAGGAGAAGAAAGUAUAGUGAGCUUUUAGAUACAGAAACAUAAAAUACGAUCCUAAAAUGUUCUUUAUGGGUAUUGAUGAUUCCAUGAAUAACCUUUAACUUCCAUGGAAUCUUUCCAUUCCACAAAACGUUCUUUAUUGUUAAGUAAGCUUCUUUAGAUUUUUAAAAUGUUCUUCAUACUAAAGAAUAAUGUUUCUUUAAGGAACUGUUUGCUGAAAGGUUGUUUGAGCAACAAAAAAUGUUUUUUCUGCAAAAACUCCCUUCUGGCUAAAGGUUCUUCGGAUUAAAAAAAAUAUUUCUUCAUACUAAGAAAAAAGGUUCUUAGUUUUAAGCUGUUCGCUAAAAGGUUUUUUGUUGAACUCGUGGUUGAACCCAAAAUUAUUCUUCUAUAGUGUCACUACAAAAACCCUCUUUUUGGAAGUAUUUUUUUUUUCAAAAUGGGCAUUUCCAACUUUUUUCUUUUAUCAUUCAAUUCCUCUAUCUUAAAAUUUUUAUAUAUUCAUAAUUUAGGGAUAAACAUCAAAAGGAAGGGAGAACUUGUCCAUCUGCAUAGAAGUUUAGUAUUUACUCUGUUGUCAACCUACUGUUUUUCAAAAGUAGUUAUGAUUCCCUUACUAAAUAUUUCAGUUCCUCUACCAUUUUGACAUCUAGUGGGAGAGAAACUGCAACAGAAACCAUCCGACAAAGAGCAUUUUAGUGAGAGUGCAUGUGUGUGAUGGGCAACAAACAGUGAACAUCAACAGCUGUUGGUUAUCAUGUUGUCCUUCCUUUAUUUCAUGUGUUGGACGUUGGGGCACCAGCUGCAAUGGCAUUAACAAGAUUAACAGAUUAGUGUCACACACACACAAGUGGUCUCAAUGCUUCUGCUUGCUAUCCAGCUCUAGGUUGAAUGGCUUAUACAUGUUGGCCAUAUUUUGGUGUCUGUAUAACAAUAUAGUGUCAUUGAAAAUAUGUGUCAUAUUUCCGUCUAUAAGAUUGCAUCCUUUCCCUUUAGAGUGUGAUGGAAAUGAACCAAGAGGCCUGAUUAUCUUAUUGCUCUCAUAUCACAGUUUACGUGUUACUCAGUCAUAUUUGACAUAAAUGUCAUAUUUAUGUCCCUUAAAGUCAACCAAAAUUGAUCUUUCCUAAAACACAGCUGGUUAUAUUGUGCACUUUAUCGGCACACAUUGCUCCCAAGUUUGUAGUAUGUAAUCAUCUAUUAAAACCUGCUCCGCCUCUUGCAGAAAUGAUAACGCGAGUAAUAGAUAAAACACGCAUACUGUCAGUCACGGAUGCAGCACAUGCAGAUACAACAGAUGCGCUCUUCUCUGGGUCAGGGUUUCAGGUGUCAGCGCUCAGACAGAAGAGCAGGGACAGCAGCAGCAUGUGGCACAGCAAGCACUCGUUAAUCUUAUUGUGGCGUUUUAAGGCAGGUCCAUAGGGCGCCAUACUCCAGCUCCCCAGCAAAAGCCGACUUUAAACACAUACUUCAGCCCACACACACUCUCGUAUAUGAGCACACAUGCUUGCUUAAAUUAUCUGUAACUACACAUACAUUUUCAGACUAGUUAUUGCAAAUGCGCAGAUAUGCAUGUGCAUAUGCAUGCACCUUCUUCAACACUGAAGCGAUAAUCAGCUUUUGAUCCUUGCCAGCAAUUUAGUAAAGUGAGCUGAAAAUGCCACAAUAACCAAAUGCCAUUCAGAUCAGAUGAGAUUUCUCUUGCUGAAAGAAGCAGAAAAGGCACAUCUUGUGUCCUGACUAUGCGUAACGCAGAUGUUACAUAACAAACACAGGAAAACAGAACUGUGAACUUUAAACAAGAACUUGCCUAAUAUGUAUUUUUAUAUUAAUAACUGUGAGGGAUUGAAGGAAAAAAAACAAGGUUUCACUUAUUUUAAAAGCAAGUACCCUUGUGAAAAAGAAGUGUUUAAUUGUAUUGAAUGUGCACAUGUAGUGUGAUUCAAAUCUUAAAAGUAUGUUUUUAACAUUUAAACCAUAUAAAAAUGGCACUUAAGUGUACUUAUGUGUCCUUAUAUACUUAAGUAUAUGUUUAAAAGUUCCACUUUGUAAUAGUUUCGAGUAACGUUUUAAUCAUGCUUAACUUUUAUUGUGUUUUGUGUGUUGAAGUACACUUAUUUUUCAUGUUUGACUAACAUACUAAAGCACAUGGAAAGUACUUGAUUUUAAAUAUAAGUUAAACUAACUGUAGUCUAUUUAAUAUUACAUUUAAAGUUAAAAUAUUGUAAAUUUACUAAAUUGCAACUCCAUCAUCACAAAUGUGUAAAUUACAAAUAUACAUUUAAAUUUAAAUAUAUAAAAUAAAAUGUUCAUAACCUUGUCAAUAUAAUUUGCAUUAUGGUUAGUGUAAAUGGAAUGCAAAAUCUGCUGACAAGCAUUUACGAACUCAUGUAUUUAAAUAUAUAUUGGUAUACAGUUUAAUUUAGUAUGAUAAAGUGUACUUCUUUUGACGUCGAUAGUGACCCCAUGAAAUCCAAAUUGGAAUGGCUUUUGGUUCAUGUGUUUUUUUAUUAUUUAUUAAUAUAAUAUAAUAUAAUAUAAUAUAAUAUAAUAUAAAAAAAUUAAGGUUUGAAGAAUUUAUAUGCUAAUGUUUCUAAUAAACUGACAAAAUAUAUUUUAACAAAUAUACAACUUUAAAAUCCAGCUCCCCCCCACCAAAAAAAAAAAAAAAAAAAAAAUUAUAUUGAUGACUCACUUUCUAUUUUUCCCAACCAGCAAUAGAAAGUUAUGAUUUAAACCAAAUGCCAUCCCCAUUAAAAAAAGAAAAAAAGAACAAGCCCUUUGAUAUGUACUGCCCCAACUUCCUGUUUCAACAUGAUAUGUCAAAACAAAGAAUAAAAUUGCAAUUGUCUAAAUCUUUUAUGGGAUCUUUAGCAUAUUUGAAUUGUGUAAUGCAGGAAGAUACAGACAUCAGUAACACAAUUAGAAAUAUGAUCUCAAACACUUUUACCAUGAGUUGUUCUCAAUUUGCAGCAGUUUAAUUUCUGACCAAAGCAUGGGUUGAUUUGUACUCAGUUAUUUUACCUUGAUAAACAGCAGGAAAGACAGUGGCAUAAAGGAAGUACCUAUAAAGAGAGUCGGUGUGUCUACAGAUCUCCAUUUCAGCCUCUAGUCGUUUCCAUUUCAGCCUCAGGGGAGGAUGUUAUUUACAGGAACUUGUGGCCACAGACAGGCUACUGGCAUACUAUAGGGUGUACAUAUCCCUCCUGGUCCACUGUGAUUCCCCCAUCCCUCUCGCCUUUCACAAACACAUCACUUGUUUUCCUCGCCUCGGUUAAAGUGAUUUAGUUUGCCCUUGUGUACAGAGAGCGCUGACAGAGUGCUGUUGUUGCAUAGCCAGUGUGCGCAGCUUUAGCAGUGGUCUUGUGCGACGUAAACUAGCCUGCUGUGUUUCUGUGUGUACCUCCUGGCUGGCUCGCCAUUGUGCACUGCUGCUCAAACUGUUCCUCCAUUGUUUCUCACCCAUGUGCACUGAAGCUGUGGGAUUUCUCUGGAAUAUCUGCUGCCUUCAAGUCAUAUGGGAACUUCCUAUUUAUGAGUUUAUAAAUCGUGAUUAUGACAUGUUGUACAUUCAAGCGAUUUUAGUUUGAAUGAAGUUGUGUUUCAUUGGCCGAUUUUCUUGUUUUUUACUUCCUGACAAUGUAAAUGACGGGAAGGUGUGAAACUUGUCGGCUUUAUCACAAAUCCCCAUCAAUUUAUACAAAAUGCAUACAAACUAAAUUGUAAACAGAUUAUAAAUGACAUUGACACAUUGACACAGCUUCUACUCAGAAAGCAAGGGUUUAAACUCAUGAUUAUGACAUUGUAGUGGCAUUCAUGAGCUUAUUUCAUAAACAUACAUUUUGAAGGCACCAAGUAUUCUAGGUUCCAUACUUGCUCUGAACUUUGUGAUGAAUGGUGAUAAAUAUUUCAGAUGUGAAACAUUUGUGCCUUGAUCUGGAUAUAAACUGUCUCCCUUAAUGUAUUGAAUAUUGCUUUGGUAACAAAGACACACACCUAAAUCCAAGACAGCAAACUAAGGAAAGCCAUGACUCAGAAAGGGAUUGAUUAUAGAGACGUUGAUUUUCUCAGGCUAGAAUAAUCACAACUCAUCAUGAGCCAUUCUCCACUCCCAUCGAUGAUACUCUUCUGAUCAUUUCUUCUGUUGCCGGUCAAUCAGCUGGACCUCGAAACACCUUUGAAGGAUGCGCUUGCACAAAUGUCCUUGUUACACCUCAAAUGCUUGAUCGAUUGCUGUACGUGGAGAUUUUUUUAUGUUGACAAAACAAGCACACAGGGACCUCAAAUCCCUAUGGAUUUUCCAACGAAAAGACAUGUGACUGGCAUGUGAUGUUCAAGUCUAAAUGAAGACAUUACAGCAUGAAGAUGGACACUCAGGAUCUGGAUGUUAAGUAGACUCUAUUGUAGACUGCAAGUUGGCGUUACUCUAUGAGUUACAGCUACUAAGAUGUAUCAAUGUUUUAAAUGCUGCUAAAUGUAUGUAGAAUACGAAAGGAACGCCAUGUAGCGUCUGGAUUCAGAAACAUAUCCAGUGUGAUGUAAAUAAGUUGCUUGUAUCAAUGUGAAAUGACUGAAAAAAAAAUGCAUGUAUAUCGUUCAGGAAUUGCUACUGUUGUGGUGUACAUGUCAACUUGAUAGUAUAUAUAUAUUUUUUUUCCCAGUUGGUAUUUCAGUUUAAGGUUAAAAGGAAAUUCCAGAAUGUUUUGUUUGUGUUUUCAUUUUAACUGUAAUUAUUAUUAUUAUUUGUACUGAAAAAGUUUCUAUCAGCUCAUCCCUGGUUCUGGAAAUCUAGAAUAAUUUCAGACUUCUGUUUGAAUGCAUUGUGGUUUUUGACGUUUCAGUGACAGCUUCUUCUGUGCACUUUGGCAAUUAUACUGGGUACCUUUGCUCUGAAUACCGGUGUUUAUGAAAACCGAGUUUUGAUAGUGUUAAGGCAUCAUACACCGUUUAAAGCUGUUGUGUUUGAUUUCUGCACCAAUCUGCACCUGUGAAAUUGCAAAUAUUUUCAAACUGGAUCUCCAAAACACUCUGCCAUUGGUCAGCAUUUAGUUAAACCAAAAUUAAAUUCAGUGUUAUAAGAAGGUUCAAACAAACUCUUAAACCUGAAUUUGAGACAUUUAACACUGAAAAAACUAAGAUAAGUCAAUUUGUCAGAUAGAUGAUAACUCUAAUUCAGCACAAAUGGUAUUCAGGUUUUACUAGACACCAGUUCUUUUCUACUUUCUUAUCAGCUUUAUGAACAAUAUGCUGUGCCACAUAGGCCUUUGGUGGAGGCCUUUCAGAGAGCAAGCCAAUCUGGAUUAUUUUGGACUGAGCUUAUUAAUUGGGCACAAAACCUCUCUCGACUGUGGUCUUGUGGCUCCUGAUCUCUCCUUCUUAAAUCACCAUCAGCCUUGGUGUAGCUUCUGAAACCACAUGUUCUCUUGUGCGCACAACAUGGUUCGGGGAGUUUUGAGCUUUUCCCUCUGGAAGUAAAUAAUACACAUGCAUAUAUUGUAGCUCACAUAGUGAUGCUGUUGUUGUUAGCAAAACUUGAAACAUUUAAAUAUAAAAAAAAGUAAAUGUGACUUUUGAAGGUGGAAAUUCCUUUUUUAGUUUGAUUAUAAUUAUUUAAUAAAGUAUUUAAAU
Carassius auratus (goldfish) is the source of this 7428-nucleotide messenger RNA. RefSeq names its product cyclin-dependent kinase 5 activator 1. NCBI's taxonomy places the organism in Eukaryota, Metazoa, Chordata, Actinopteri, Cypriniformes, Cyprinidae. Gene Ontology annotation, cellular component: growth cone; cytoplasm; protein kinase 5 complex. The record is from RefSeq and is a predicted model, not a curated record. The coding region runs from base 562 to 1521 and encodes 319 amino acids. Gene Ontology annotation, molecular function: cyclin-dependent protein serine/threonine kinase activator activity; protein kinase binding. The transcript has 2 exons. Gene Ontology annotation, biological process: brain development; axon guidance.